ACCAAGAUGAGCGAGGCUCGUUCCCUGACCCACUAGCCACCGGCAAGGAUUCUAACUGCUGGGCUCCUCCGUCCCUGGUGGGCGCAUGCUUCCACAGGGUGAUCUCAAGGGCAGGAUGGAACCGCACACUUGAUGGAUGAGGGACGUCUCCUCUCCAUGCCUCCGGGUCCACUGCAAGAAAAGGAGGAAGAAGAAAAAGGGGAAGAGGAAGAAAAGGGUUGGCGUCUUGGCAGCAAGAAGGAUUUCUCUCUCUUUGGCUUUGUUUGCUUGUUGUUUUUAAUAAUCCCUGGCUCACAAACGGCUUCUCUCCUCUGCUUCUUCUUCAAAGAUUAAGUUUUGGGAAUGUCAUCCUGGCGUGUUUUUGGAGAGGAGAAGACAGAGCAGUGAGUGGAAAGGUGUGGCUUUGUGGUGGUUUCUUCAGGACACCCUUUGUGAGAAGCAGAAAUGAACAUUGGUCUUUUUCCAGGACACAGGACGAGACGCCAGAGCCCCGGAUUUUGGGUACCACGUGCCUGCCUAAUCUUAUCCAGGCUGGGUCCUCUCCUCUUCCUCUUCCCGACAGCUGGAGGCGCUGAGGCUGCACAGAUGUCAAUUCCGGAGAUACGGCUGGUGAAUGGGCGCAGCCGGUGCCAGGGCCGCGUGGAGAUCCUCUACAACAACACAUGGGGCACAGUGUGUGAUGAUGACUGGGACAUCGUGGAUGCCAACGUGGUGUGCCGCCAGUUAGGCUGCGGGCGUGCCAUUGCCAUGCCGGCCACCCUCUCCUUUGGCCAAGGGCGUGGCCCCAUCUUUCUCGACAACGUGGACUGCAAGGGGAGGGAGCCCGUCCUCAGCGAGUGCAGUAGCCUCGGUUGGGGCAUCCACAACUGCUACCACUAUGAAGACGUGGCGGUCACGUGUAACGAGCUAUUCCCUACCGAAGCACCGAGAGGCCCCAUCACUAAGAUGGCCACAGCUUUCCGGCAAAACGGGAAAAGUGAUGGGAGCCUCCGGCUGGUGAACGGGGUCAAUGCCUGCCAGGGCCGUGUGGAGAUCUUCUACAAAGGGUACUGGGGCACCGUGUGCGAUGACGACUGGGGGCUCCGUGACGCCGGAGUGGUUUGCAAGCAGAUGGGCUGCGGCCGCGCCGUGGACUACCGGACCAACGCCUUCUUUGGCUACGGCACAGGGCGGAUCCUCCUGGACAACGUCAACUGCGACGGGAGCGAGCCGCACCUCUCAGCCUGCUACAGCCUGGGCUGGGGCAUCCACAACUGCGGCCACCACGAGGACGCCGGCGUCGUCUGCUCGGGCCUUGGGACAACAACAGCAUCUGUCAUCACUACUUCAGCAGUUCAUAACUACGAGGAGUCGUUCACUGACACGGCCACAGGUGGUGGCAUCAGGCUGGCAAACGGAAACAGCAGCUGCCAAGGCCGGGUGGAAGUCCUCUAUGGGGACAGCUGGGGGACCGUCUGUGACGAUGACUGGGAUUUCCCCAAUGCCCAGGUAGUCUGCCGGCAGGUGGGUUGCGGCUCGGCAGUGGUGGCCACCGUCUUGGGAUACUUUGGCUAUGGCACUGGCCCCAUUCUCCUGGAUAACGUGGACUGCACCGGCGUGGAGGCGGAUUUGGCCGACUGCUUUAACCUAGGGUGGGGGCAACACAACUGCGGCCACCACGAAGAUGCCGGGGUCAUCUGCCGAGGUGCAGGCGAAAGAGGAGAAGCCUUCCCGGAGGACAGCUUUGCCACGAUGACCCCAACCACCACGCGGCCCAAGGAUGGCUUCCUGCGGCUGGUCAACGGGAGUCACCGCUGCGAAGGUCGGGUGGAGUUGUUCUACCUUUCUCAGUGGGGGACGGUGUGCGAUGACGCCUGGGACAUCAAGGACGUGAAAGUGGUGUGCCAGCAACUUGGCUGUGGACGGGCUUUAGCCGCCUCGGGAGAGGCCCGGUAUGGCCCUGGCGCAGGCUACAUUUUCCUCGACAAUCUGAAGUGCAAAGGAGACGAGUCCUCCCUUCUGCGUUGCUCCCACAUCCGCUGGAAUGUCCACAACUGUGACCACUCGGAAGACGCGGGCGCACUCUGCCACUUGCUAUGAUGUGCCGGAAGGUGAGGUCCACGUGGGUGGCCUCCUUAGGGGUUCUGUGCAGGCUCAUGAAAGGACACAAGAGAGGGGUACCACUGGCAGAAUCCUGCUCCCUCCAGGUUCUUUUCUCGCACCUCAAGCUUCUGGUCUUCAUUAUGACCAGCCAGCGGCAGGCAGUCUUCAGAGGUCCCGAGGCUGUAACACCUGACUGUCUCUAGGUCCAGGAAAGCACACACAUAC
Pogona vitticeps (central bearded dragon) is the source of this 2307-nucleotide messenger RNA. The record is from RefSeq and is a predicted model, not a curated record. NCBI's taxonomy places the organism in Eukaryota, Metazoa, Chordata, Lepidosauria, Squamata, Agamidae.